This is a messenger RNA of Melopsittacus undulatus (budgerigar), 2555 nucleotides long. It is a transcript of the gene CYB5R5, whose product is annotated as cytochrome b5 reductase like. Gene Ontology annotation, molecular function: cytochrome-b5 reductase activity, acting on NAD(P)H. The record is from RefSeq and is a predicted model, not a curated record. NCBI's taxonomy places the organism in Eukaryota, Metazoa, Chordata, Aves, Psittaciformes, Psittaculidae. The transcript is spliced from 9 exons. The coding region runs from base 51 to 1283 and encodes 410 amino acids.
GUGGUAGGGCUGCUGCCUGGUUCACAGACCUUGUACCUCUACCACAAUGGAUGAACCUGAGCAUCCUUUUCAUGUGCCAAGCCGGGAGGCCCACUCUGCCCUACUUCAGGUCUCCUCCUGGACCUUGGAAUAGCUUACCAAGGGCAAGGAUCUGCUCCUCCUUCCAGCAACAUGCAACGGUGGAAGAGUGCAGGAGGAGGCAUUUGAUGACUCUAACCCGAACCCAGAGUGGUACGGGUACAAAUGGACUGGGAGCAUUGCUGAGCCAACUGCUGUGUGAAAACAGCCGAGUCCCGAGGUCACGGUUUGAGGAGCAUCCGGUGGGAACAGCUUGCUCUGAAGCAAGGGCAGUGACAAUGAGUGGAAAUGAGCAGGACUGGCUGGCUCUCAAACCCCGAGAACCUUCUCCAUCCCAGUGCUGUGGCGGCGGCUGCAAACCCUGCAUCUAUGAUGUGUACGAGAAGGAGCUUGCACAAUGGGAGAGGGCCAAAGCAAAGCAAGACAAAAGCCUUCUCGUGGAAAAGAAGGAGCAGAGCAAUAAUUCAGAGCUGAAUCCAGAUACAUUUACUGCAUUCAGCAUAAGCUCGGUGGAGCAGCUAACAGAGGACACCUACCAGUACAGAUUUGAAUUACCGGGAAAUAGCAGCCUGUGCUUGAGUUUAGGACAACAUAUCGUGUUAAGAGGAGCGGUGAAUGGUUUGGAGGUGCAGCGAGCCUAUACCCCAAUUAGCCCAGGGAAUGCUGAAGGUUACUUUGAAGUUUUAAUCAAAUGCUAUGAAGCUGGGCUAAUGUCACAAUACAUAAAAACGUGGAAAAAAGGAGACAUGGUCUUUUGGCGUGGGCCAUUUGGAGGGUUCCCAUAUCGACCUAAUAAGCAUGGAGAACUCCUCAUGCUGGCAUCUGGUACUGGUCUUGCACCGAUGCUUCCCAUCCUCCAGUCCAUAACAGACGAUGAAGAGGAUGAAACCUUCGUAACUCUUGUUUGCUGCUUCCCUACCUUUGACAAAAUUUAUUUGAAACCUCUCCUCCAGGAUCUGGCUCGAUACUGGAACAUCAGAAUAUUGUAUGUCCUAAGCCAGGAAACUUCCCUGGAAAAACUUCCUUGGAGCUAUCAGGAAAACACAUACACUGGUCGUCUCGAUGAAGGCUUGAUGAAGACUGUAAUAAAUUCCUGCAGAAGAAGGCCAUUUGUAUUAAUCUGUGGCUCUUCUGCAUUCAAUGAAGAUAUGAGUAGAUAUCUUAAAGCUGCAGGAAUUGAAGAAGAUUCGUGUUUUGUCUUCUAGCAGGAUAUUCCUGACCUGAGGAACCGUAGGCUGAGCCUUGCGCGUCCUGGUUUCUCUGCAGGCAUUGCACAAAAUUGGUUGUCUUGAUAGACUGAGUUCCUUGUGCCUAUACUUACAGAGGCCUUUGCCUCCGUUAUGAUUCUCACUCUUGAGUGUUUUAAGGAAUGGGUGCCAUUCCAGAGUGGCUGCUAUGUGCCACCCACACCUCAGGGAGCAAGAUGAUAAUGAUAAUGGAAGCCUUCGUAUGCGAUUGCAGGAGGGGGAUCUCCUAAGGGCACUAAAGGUAUCCAAAUACAGAGCUCUGCUGUAACAUGAAGAUCAGUGAGUUGCUUUGCAGUCUGUGUUAGUCUGCAGUAGUAUUGUGCCCUGUUAGGUGUCCAGGGGAGAGGCUUAAUCCUCAGGGAGAAGACUGCCUGGCCAAGGACUUUGGAGUCGUUGGGAUUCAUUUCAGUUGUGUCAUUAGCUUGCUGGGUGAUGGCAGGCGAGUCACUUCCACCUCUCUGUGCUUCAGUUGCCCUGUUACACACUAAUACAGAGAAGGAGGCACUGACCUUCUGUGGAAAAAGCCUUUCCAGCCUGCUUUACCUACCCUGGUCCCUAACGCUUGAAAUGCUGCCUGGGGAGAGAAAGAGCAUGUCCUAAAACCGAGAGAAAGCAUCCAGGAUGUAGCUGCUAUCUGCCAGCAAGGAUGCUUGUUUGCUUUCUGUGUCCCCCAAGUGUUGUAUCGUAGCUCUGGUUCAUUAAAUUGAACCUCUUUCCAAAUAAACAGCUGUUUCUGUUUCUCACAGGGCUCGCUCAGGUGCCCAAGGCAGUGCUAUAGGCAUACAAGAACACAACCUGAGGAGUGAAAGCUUCACGGGCCUCCGCCUGGGUGCUCCCCAUGGGUCAGGGCGCAGAGCCAAGGACUGCCCUGGGGAUGGCAGCCCUGGCACAGCACCAGCCUGUGUGCCCCAGCCCCUUCUGCUUGAGCCUGAGGUGCUGCCCUCUUUCCUCUGAGAUACCCUCUUUCUGCUCUCUUAGACCCCUGUUUUUACUAACUAUGCCUGGAAAUACAGCCUUUCUACACACCUUUGUGGUUUUCUAUUCAUUCCCAGUUCAUCCUGUGCUGGGGUUGCCCAGGCUGUGACAGAUGAUGCCAUGUUACCGUUCAUGCCUAUUUUUCAUCUGUAUCAAAUAGUACACCUUACACAAAGGAGAUGUAGUUGAAGAGUUACUCAAAAGAAGCAAUAUGCACUAAAAUGGUGGCUCUGAUUCUCAUGCUGGGAGGAACCA